Messenger RNA from Aspergillus calidoustus, 660 nucleotides. Lineage: Eukaryota; Fungi; Ascomycota; Eurotiomycetes; Eurotiales; Aspergillaceae. The record is from the annotation of a GenBank genome assembly.
AUGGCAAACUCAGCAACAGAGACGACGUCCGUAUCCAAGGCUAAGCCUGAGAGGCUUCCCAUCACCGUCUCAAAGCCGACUCCAUACACAUUCGACCUGGGCCAUUUGCUCGCCAACGAUCCAAACCCGCUCGAGCUUCCCAAGUCCGAACCACUCAAUGUCUCUCUCAAAGCCACCGCCCGAGACGGCAUUCAAAGCCUCCUCAACCAACUCCUAACAGCCUGCCCCAUCACCUCCACGCAACAAGGCGUCCUCCUCUCUCUCCCUCCUCCCUCAACAACCCUCCCCCGCCACAAGCCCCUACCGACUCCCAAGGCCCCGACCAAGUGGGAACUAUUUGCGCGCAAGAAGGGCAUCGGAAAAUACAGCAGCAAGCCUGGAGCUGCGCUUGCGGAUAAAGAGCGCCGGAAGAAGUUGGUCUACGAUGAGGAGUCUGGCGAGUGGGUGCCUCGCUGGGGUUACAAAGGCAAGAACAAGUCUGAUGAUGAUUGGCUGGUGGAGGUGAAGGAGAGUGACUGGAAGAAGGAGGAGGAUGCGGCGGCCAAGGGCAGCUCGAUUCGUGGCAUGACACGCGCUGAUAGAAAGGAGAGGAUCCGGCGGAAUGAAAGGAAGAUGAGAGCAAAUGAACGGAACUCGCGGAAGUCUGGAUCGUCACGAUAA